Messenger RNA from Colletotrichum abscissum, 2013 nucleotides. Its product is annotated as vegetative cell wall protein gp1. The transcript is spliced from 2 exons. Gene Ontology annotation, biological process: lipid metabolic process. The coding region runs from base 1 to 2013 and encodes 670 amino acids. The record is from RefSeq and is a predicted model, not a curated record. NCBI's taxonomy places the organism in Eukaryota, Fungi, Ascomycota, Sordariomycetes, Glomerellales, Glomerellaceae.
AUGGGCUGGUUUGACCGCAAAAAGGCCGUCAAGCAUGGCCCCGAGCCAGUCAAACCGAUGCCGGUGAAUAACCACCACCAAAACAUAAACCCUUCCCAAUAUCACGCACCGCCACAUCCACCUACGCAACAAUCUUCAACAUAUGCUACCUCCACGACGCAGACGCCGCCGUACUGGCAGCCUCAGCCGAGUAGCCAGGGACAAUACCAACAUCCCCCGCCUCCGUAUCGUCAUCCACAACCACGGCAUCCUCAUCAACAGCAGCAGCCUCAUCGCCCUCAAGGCUGGUCACAGCAAUACCCUCAGCAACAACAACCCAUCGUGGUGAACCAGCACUACUACCUACACCCACCACCGUCACACCUCGCCCUCCCUGCGCCGCCAGGCGCAACCGGACCACCGACGACGACAACUGCGACCGGACACCCCAUCGGCCUGGACAAGUUCACCGGCUCCGUGGUGACCAUCGCCAAGGACUUCACGUCCCCCAACUUCCUCGAGGAGCCAAACUUCCACCCGCACGCCACACAACUCAUCAACUCCACCGCUGCGUGCGUCGACCAGAUUGCGGGGUGUUUCAACGAUGUUAUGACCCUAAUUGAUCGGGACCGGAUGGUGGGUAACGAGAAGGCCUUGUUCACGUACCAGAAUGGCGGUGGUGGGAGCGGCGCGGUGCAGCAGACCACUCCGUCGGGAGAUGGGAAGAGGAGCGGCGGAAGCGGAGGGAGAGGCGAGAAGAGCGGGCAGCGGAAGAAGAGUAAAGAAACUUCUUCCUCCGGUUCAAAGGGCCAGUCUGCGGCUGUGGCGACGUGUGUGGUGUCGGGGGGUUACUUUGCCAAAGUCGAGUUAUACGCCAACUCGAAGCUGCCCAUGAACCUCCCGCCCCUGAGACUAUACAUGCCCACCUGGCCCCUCCUCUGCAUGGCCGCCCAAUACGCAGAACGCGUCUACGACCACCCCAAAGGCGCCGAGCGCGACGCCCACGUCUCGGCAGACUGGAAAACCGGCACGAAAGCAAUGGUCAUCAAGUCCGUCCCCAUGGACCACAUGAACACCAUCGUCUUCGCGAUCCGCGGCUCCGCCACCUUCAUGGACUGGGCCGUCAACCUCAACACCGCCCCGGCAUCCCCCGAUGGCUUCCUCGACGACGCGGGGAACUCGUGCCACGCCGGGUUUUUGGCGGUGGCGCGCAAGAUGGUGAAGCCCGUCGCGGCGCGGCUGCGGCAGUUGCUCGAGGAGGACCCGGGGCGGGCGGCGUACAGUCUGUUGAUUACGGGGCAUUCUGCGGGCGGCGCGGUGGCGAGUUUGUUGUAUGCGCAUAUGUUGUCUACGUCGCCCCGGGCCGGGAGCGAGUUGAAUGCGUUGACGGGGUGUUUUAAGAGGGUGCAUUGCGUUACCUUUGGGACGCCGCCUGUGAGUUUGUUGCCGUUGAGGAGGCCUGAGAGGGCGGAGCUGCGGAAGAGUUUGUUCUUGACGUUUGUGAAUGAGGGGGAUCCGAUUGCGAGGGCGGAUAAGGCGUAUGUGAAGAGUUUGUUGGAGUUGUAUGCCAGCUCGGCGCCGUCUACUUCGGGUUCGUGUUCUUCGGGGGGCGGUGGUGGUGAGUCUGGAGGAGAGAAGAAGGGGAGGUCGUUGGCUGCCAAGGCAAGUAAGAUGUCGCUGAGGAAUAAGGAGAGUAAGAUGUCGCUGGUUCCGCAUGCGGCUGGUAGGGAGUUGGAGAGGGACCGGGAGAAGAGGAAGAGGGAGGGGAGCGGCAAGCCGGUGUGGCGUCUCCCGCCGGGAACGCUGAGCUCGCCGGGCAGGAUUGUGGUGCUGCGGAGCGGAGACCCGAAGGCGAGGCCGCGGGACCGGAAGACAGUGGCGGAAAGGUUGGACGAGGGUGUUGUUGCGCAGACUGUGACUGAUGAGGAGCUGAGGGGUGUGGUUUGGGGGGAUCCGGUCUGCCAUGUCAUGAAGUUGUAUUCCGGGCGGAUUGAGACGUUGGCUGUUGGAGCUGUUACGGGGAGGCAGAAGUAG